Messenger RNA from Cervus elaphus (red deer), 4334 nucleotides. It is a transcript of the gene NPR2, whose product is annotated as natriuretic peptide receptor 2. The coding region runs from base 802 to 4056 and encodes 1084 amino acids. The transcript has 23 exons. Gene Ontology annotation, molecular function: protein kinase activity; peptide hormone binding; ATP binding. Lineage: Eukaryota; Metazoa; Chordata; Mammalia; Artiodactyla; Cervidae. The record is from RefSeq and is a predicted model, not a curated record. Gene Ontology annotation, cellular component: membrane. Gene Ontology annotation, biological process: intracellular signal transduction; receptor guanylyl cyclase signaling pathway; protein phosphorylation.
GCAGCGAGCGGAGACGGCCGGGCCGCGGCGACCUGACCCGGACGAGCGGCGCGCCCGGGGGCCCAGGCAGGGGGCGGGAGGAAGCGCGGGGCUGCGCGGGCCGCCCGGGCCCAGGAGAAGCGGAGCAGAGAGGAGCUGGGACACGGGCGGGGCCGCCGCAGCUCCGGAUGGGACCAGCGCCCUGGGCCCGUUAGUCCCAGCAGGAGCUUCGGGAGAAGCCUUCUCAGGGAGAUUCACCCCUGCCUUCCUUCCCCUCGGGCCCAGGCCUCGCUUCGCUCCCCGCCGCCCAUGGUCCCAGUCCUUCCGCCGCGCCAGCCCCCUCCCACCUUAUCCCCCUGGUCCUCCUUUCCGCAGCUCUCUGCCCUCCUAGCCCCUUCGGCUGUGAGGUGCCCCCCAGGCCUUCUCUUUGUACCAGCCUGCCCCCCACCCCCACCCCAUCCCAGUCUCGGAUCCCCUUUUCCUUCUCAGCUUCAGAUUCAUCAGGCGACUUCACCCCUCACUGUCCACAUCCCAGUCACAGGCCCCCUCGGCCCCUCCGUCCCCCUGCCACCCUACCCUUAGUCCUCCUCAGCCCGAGCCCGGGGCUGCUGGACCCAGUCCUCACCCGCUCCCCGGGGCUCCCUUCCUCCGUCCUCUUCCUCGCCCAUCCCUGCCCCUCUCCUGUGUCCCAGCCCUCCUGGCUCAUCAUCACUUCUCUUCUGGCGGUCUUCCCCUGGUUCCAGGCUGGGUGGUGCUGGGGCCUCCCCCGUAGGCCCGCCUGGCCCCGGCUUCUGGGGGCGGUGGGGCCCCCGCUUGCUCCCCAUGGCACUGCCAUCUCUCCUGCUGGUCGUGGCAGCCCUGGCAGGUGGGGUGCGCCCUCCCGGGGCGCGCAACCUGACGCUGGCGGUGGUGCUGCCCGAACACAACCUGAGCUAUGCCUGGGCCUGGCCGCGGGUGGGUCCCGCUGUGGCCCUUGCCGUGGAGGCGCUGGGCCGGGCGCUGCCCGUGGACCUCCGCUUCGUCAGCUCGGAGCUGGACGGCGCCUGCUCUGAGUACCUGGCCCCUCUGCGCGCUGUGGAUCUCAAGUUGUACCAUGACCCCGACCUUCUGUUGGGCCCGGGUUGCGUGUACCCCGCCGCCUCUGUGGCUCGCUUUGCCUCACACUGGCGCCUUCCCCUGCUGACCGCGGGUGCUGUGGCCUCUGGGUUUUCGGCUAAGAGUGAGCAUUACCGAACCCUGGUGCGCACUGGCCCCUCUGCUCCCAAACUGGGUGAGUUUGUAGUGAUGCUCCACGGGCACUUCAACUGGACCGCCCGUGCUGCCUUGCUGUAUCUGGAUGCUCGCACAGAUGACCGGCCUCACUACUUCACCAUCGAGGGCGUCUUUGAGGCCCUGCAGGGCAUCAACCUCAGUGUACAGCACCAGGUGUAUGCCCGUGAGCCGGGGGGCCCUGAGCAGGCCACCCACUUCAUCCGGGCCAACGGGCGCAAGACUUCUCAGACUGGGCUGCCAGGACCCCUUGGAGGCAUAAGAAGAGUGAGGACUCUGUUAAUGGGCUUUGAGGUACAGCAGAUUUGGUGGGGAAAGACAGUUGUGUACAUCUGCGGCCCUCUGGAGAUGCUGCACGACAUCCUGCUGCAGGCGCAGAGGGAGAACCUGACCAACGGGGACUACGUCUUCUUUUACCUGGACGUCUUUGGGGAGAGUCUCCGCGCGGGCCCCACACGCUCCAUGGGCCGGCCCUGGCAGGAUAAUCGCACCCGGGAACAGGCCCAGGCCCUCAGAGAAGCAUUUCAGACGGUAUUGGUCAUCACAUACCGAGAACCCCCGAAUCCUGAGUACCAGGAAUUCCAGAAUCGUCUUCUGCUUAGAGCGCGGGAGGAUUUUGGCGUGGAGCUGGCCCCUUCCUUGAUGAACCUCAUUGCUGGCUGCUUCUACGAUGGGAUCCUUCUGUAUGCCGAAGUCCUGAAUGAGACCAUACGGGAGGGAGGCGCCCGGGAAGAUGGACUCCGAAUUGUCGAGAAGAUGCAAGGACGAAGAUACCGUGGUGUAACUGGACUGGUCGUUAUGGACAAGAACAACGACCGGGAGACCGAUUUUGUCCUGUGGGCCAUGGGAGACCUGGUUUCCGGGGACUUUCAGCCUGCAGCUCACUACUCGGGAGCUGAGAAGCAGAUUUGGUGGACAGGACGGCCCAUCCCCUGGGUGAAGGGGGCCCCCCCCUUGGACAAUCCCCCCUGUGCCUUUGACCUGGACGACCCGUCCUGUGAUAAAACUCCACUUUCAACUCUGGCCAUUGUGGCGCUGGGCACAGGGAUCACCUUCAUCAUGUUUGGUGUCUCCAGCUUCCUCAUCUUCCGUCCUUACAGAAAACUGAUGCUGGAGAAGGAGCUGGCCAGCAUGUUGUGGCGCAUCCGCUGGGAAGAGCUGCAGUUCGGCAAUUCAGAGCGAUGCCACAAAGGUGCAGGCAGCCGCCUCACGCUGUCGCUGCGGGGAUCCAGUUACGGCUCGCUCAUGACAGCCCAUGGGAAAUACCAGAUCUUUGCCAACACCGGUCACUUCAAGGGAAAUGUUGUGGCCAUCAAACAUGUGAAUAAGAAGCGCAUCGAGCUGACCCGGCAGGUUCUGUUUGAACUCAAACAUAUGAGAGAUGUUCAGUUUAACCAUCUCACUCGCUUCAUUGGCGCCUGCAUAGACCCUCCCAACAUCUGCAUUGUCACCGAGUAUUGUCCUCGUGGGAGUUUACAGGAUAUUCUGGAAAAUGACAGCAUCAACCUGGACUGGAUGUUUCGUUAUUCACUCAUUAAUGACCUUGUUAAGGGCAUGGCCUUUCUCCAUAACAGCAUUAUUGCAUCCCAUGGGAGUCUCAAGUCCUCCAACUGUGUGGUGGAUAGUCGUUUCGUGCUCAAAAUCACAGACUAUGGCCUGGCCAGCUUCCGAUCAACUGCUGAACCUGAUGACAGCCAUGCCCUCUAUGCCAAGAAGCUGUGGACUGCCCCAGAACUGCUCAGUGGGAACCCCCUGCCGACCACAGGCAUGCAGAAGGCUGAUGUCUAUAGCUUUGGGAUCAUCUUACAGGAGAUAGCACUUCGCAGUGGGCCUUUCUACUUGGAGGGCCUGGAUCUCAGCCCCAAAGAGAUUGUCCAGAAGGUCCGGAAUGGUCAGCGGCCUUAUUUCCGGCCAAGUAUUGACCGGACCCAACUGAAUGAAGAGCUAGUUUUGCUGAUGGAGCGAUGUUGGGCCCAGGACCCAGCUGAACGACCAGACUUUGGACAGAUUAAGGGCUUCAUUCGCCGCUUUAACAAGGAAGGUGGCACCAGCAUUUUGGACAACCUCCUGCUGCGCAUGGAGCAGUAUGCCAACAACCUGGAGAAGCUGGUGGAGGAGCGCACACAGGCCUACCUGGAGGAGAAACGCAAGGCUGAGGCUCUGCUCUACCAAAUUCUACCCCAUUCAGUGGCAGAGCAGUUAAAACGGGGAGAGACUGUACAGGCUGAGGCCUUUGACAGCGUUACCAUUUACUUCAGUGACAUCGUUGGCUUCACAGCUUUGUCGGCAGAGAGCACCCCCAUGCAGGUGGUGACACUUCUUAACGAUCUGUAUACGUGUUUCGAUGCCAUAAUUGACAACUUUGACGUCUACAAGGUAGAGACGAUUGGAGAUGCCUACAUGGUGGUAUCUGGUCUCCCAGGCAGAAAUGGUCAGCGUCAUGCCCCAGAAAUUGCUCGUAUGGCCCUGGCGUUACUGGAUGCAGUUUCUUCCUUCCGCAUCCGCCACCGACCCCACGACCAACUGCGGCUGCGCAUAGGGGUCCAUACAGGGCCCGUCUGUGCUGGGGUCGUCGGCCUGAAGAUGCCCCGCUAUUGUCUCUUUGGAGACACAGUGAACACUGCUUCCCGAAUGGAGUCUAACGGUCAAGCCCUGAAGAUUCAUGUCUCCUCUACCACCAAGGAUGCCCUGGAUGAGCUCGGAUGCUUCCAGCUAGAGCUUCGAGGGGAUGUGGAGAUGAAGGGAAAAGGAAAGAUGCGAACUUACUGGCUCCUAGGAGAGCGGAAAGGACCUGCUGGGCUCCUAUAAACCCUACUUCUUCCCAAGUCAGACAAUCCCCUGCUGCUGGUACCUGGGUGGGCAGUAGCCAUCAUCUCUCCACACAUCAGAAGUGGACAUUGUCACAUGAGAUGGAAACCAACAUGCAUAAAACCCCCACCUUAUAUGGAAACUGUUGCCCUUUGCAGCUCAGUCUUGUACAUAUACCUGUCCCUCUCUGGCCUGGUCCCCUUCCUCCCUACCUUCUGUAAAUAUCUGUAUCUAAACCAGAAUAUUUUGGCCAAAUAUAAAACAAACAAACAAAAACA